This is a messenger RNA of Fusarium coffeatum, 1194 nucleotides long. RefSeq lists its product as uncharacterized. Lineage: Eukaryota; Fungi; Ascomycota; Sordariomycetes; Hypocreales; Nectriaceae. The transcript has 4 exons. Bases 1 to 1194 code for a protein of 397 amino acids. The record is from RefSeq and is a predicted model, not a curated record.
AUGGAGAGAAUAGAACGACCUAUCGGCACUCAAUUCCUCACCUUUCCGUUUCCUGUACCGAUGACUAAGAUCGCUAGCAAAGCUAUCUAUGAUUUUUUCACCUUCACUAUCAAUCAGAUAUAUCCAACUCAGAUGGGUUUUGAUAUCGAGCAGUAUAAGAUGCGGUGGCUCGAAAUCAUGUUUCUCAGCAAGCCCGCAUACGAAUGCUCAUUAGCUCUAAUCCAAUCAUCAAACGAAACAUAUCUUGGCGCAGGUUACGGCUGCCCAAAAUCCUUAUCCUGCCUAUCUCAAACUCUUGACACACUAGCAAAACGCCUCAACAGUAGUGACGCUCUGUCUGAUGGAACGCUCUCUAUCGUGAUGGCUCUUAUCAAUCAUGAGCAAGUAGCGGGGCAUUACGCUGACGCUGAAGCUCAUGUCCAGGGCAUGAAAAAGAUUGUUGAUCUCCGUGGGGGGCUGGAUAAGAUAGAAGAUGAUGCUGUGGCCACCAAGAUCUGCCGCACUGAUAUCCUGUUUACUUUGCAACAAGGCGGCCAACCGCUUUUUCAUCGCAAUAGAAUGGCCGAGAUGCGGGCAAUUUUGUUGUCAAGAGGCUUUACGUUAAAGAGCAACCCGGAUGUGAAAAGUCCCCAAAUACAACAACUGGACGGGACGCUCAGGGAAGCCUUUUCAGAUCUGCUGGGCGUCUGCAACCUCUUCAACAAACACAUCGAAAAAAAGCCUCUUGACGUUAUUGAAUUUCAAGAAAUAUUGGUGUCCGUCUGCUACAGACUCAUGGGAUUCAGAACAUUGAACGAGUCCAGACUGAUACAAGAUAUUGAUUCAGCAUACCACAUCGGACUGUUGGUAUUCCUCAUGUCUACCUUCUGGAACAAUCACCAAAGUCGUCUUGCCAAGCCGGGAUUAAUUGCGGCCUGUAUCAGACAUGCUCUGAAAAUGGCGGACGGAGGUUUUGCCUUUUGGCUUCUGAUGUUGGGAGGUAUAUCUGUUCCCAAGGGAGAUGACCAGGAGUGGAUGAUCACGAGACUGCGUGAGGAAGCUUCAAGGAUCGGUGUCGUAACGUGGAAGGAUGCGAGGGAUUGCUUGACCAAGUUUCCCUGGAUGACGGUGAUUCAUGAUGAAUCAGGACAAAGGCUGUGGGAUAAAGUGCGGAGUGUGGAAAUGGAGUUAAGCAAUGGAGUUAUGACCAAUUGA